Molecule: messenger RNA, 342 nt
Organism: Humulus lupulus (European hop)
Lineage: Eukaryota; Viridiplantae; Streptophyta; Magnoliopsida; Rosales; Cannabaceae
Product: transcription factor RF2b-like
Exons: 5
Coding region: 1-342 (113 amino acids)
Cellular component (GO): nucleus
Molecular function (GO): DNA-binding transcription factor activity
Source: RefSeq, a predicted model, not a curated record
AUGGAGCCUAUGCUUAGUCCAGAUGUAGCAGCCCUUGAGGUACAGAAGAAAAAAGGAGGUCGCCCACCAAGCAAGAACCCACCUCAAGAAACAUUGAAGAGGAGGAAAAGAAAGGAGAAACAACAAGCAAGGGAAGACGCAAAUGCACCAAGUGUUGCAAAGAUCCUUCAAACUGAAGCCACCACCCAUUCUGCGCAGGUUGCAUUGCUCCAGAGGGAUACUACUGGGUUAACUGCUGAGAAUAAGGAGCUCAAAAUGCAGUUACAGGCUAUGGAGCAACAAGCGCAACUCAGAGAGGGUAUGGUUCUAUUACACCAGGGGAAGCAUUUGGGAGCCUUGUGA